UGGGGAGGAAGAGGUGGGGUGGGGGGGGGGAGAAAAAAAAUGCGCGUCUCGCAGGACUUCAAGGCUUCGAUUUUAAUACAAGCUAAAGAACAACCCAUUCCCCAGACAAACUUCUUGAUGUAAUUUUUUUUGGACAUUCAACCUGGAUAUGAAGACUGAGAUUACACCUGGCGCACCCAAAAGGCAGGAGAGUCCAAAGGGGGUGUUGAUGAACCCUGAGCCCAUCCUGGCAACAAAAAGUUUUAGUACAGACGUUGAAAUGAUUGCAAGUAAGGUUGGCAAUGACUAUGCCCAUAUCUGCAGUGAUUCUGGAAAGCAGAUAAAGGACAUGAAUGGAAACGGGAUGGAACAGGAGAAAAUGAUUGUUGUCAGAAAAAAGCGUAAGAGCCAGCAGGCUGGUCCCUCAGAAACCCCAGACUCUCAUUUGAAAAGUCGCCAGGAUAGUGUUGGUCUAAGAUCUGGCAUAGAACCACAGGAGCACCUAGACGAUUCUUCUUUUAGUGACUGUGUUUCAUCGCCUUCUUCGAGUCUACAUUUUGGAGACUCUGAUACAGUGACUUCAGAAGAAGAGGAAGAGGAGGUUCCAGUCCGACAUCCCCAGGCAGUAUUGAGUGGCACAAGUAGAACAAUUCAUUCAAAAAUGCACAAGUGGCCUAGGUCUGAGCAGGAAUCUAUAUCAGGGAUCUUAAUCAAACGACCUUGUUUCCCAAACAGUAGCCUCCGAAGGCCUCAACCAAGGAAGAAAUUUACAAAACCCAAUCCCUCUCAGCGGACUCAAAAGCAGAAGGAAAGGAUUUUAUUGCAACGAAAGAAAAGGGAAGUAUUUGCCCGCAGGAAGUAUGCCUUGCUUCAGAGUUCUAGCAGUUCAGGGGAGAAUGACCUUAGCAGUGAAUCCUCCUCCAGUUCUUCCACUGAAGGGGAAGAGAAUUUGUUUGUCUCACGGAGUGAAAGCCACCAAAAUAAUGCAACAGUUGCCUCAGGAAAUAUUGAUGAGGAUGUUGUGGUGAUUGAGACCACCUCAGCUCCCCAGGUUACUGCCAAUGAAGAAAUCAAUGUUACCUCAACAGACAGUGAAGUGGAGAUUGUCACUGUUGGGGACAAUUGCAGGUCUUACACCACGCUAGUUGGCCACUCAAGGGUACACUGGGGCCAAAGCUCCAGUUCACAGAACAGACCUCAGGAACAACGGAACCGGAACCGAAUAUCAACAGUUAUCCAGCCAUUACGACAAACCACAGCAGAGGUGGUGGACCUUACUGUGGAUGAGGAUGAACCCACAGUGGUGCCAACUACCUCUGCUGCUAGAUCACAACCAGUCAGUAAUGUACCUACCUCAGGACAGAUCCUUAGUAGUACUCCCGGCCCUUCUACUACCCAGUCUGCCUCUGUGCCAGAGUUUUCAGGAGUUCCUACCACCACUAGUACACCAGGUCCUCUGCCAGUGGAUGAUGGCAGGAGAACUGGAUCAAAUACAGUGCCAGAAGCUGGACCUGGGGCAAUGCCGAGGCUCCCGUCCUGCUGCCCUCAGCAUUCACCGUGUAGUGGGGCUUUGCAAGGUCACCACACAUUAGGACACCCUCAUUCAAGCUGUCUCCACCAAAAUAACCACCAGUUUCAGCACCAUCCUGGUGCCCACCCUGCAGUGCCACCAUCAAUGCCUUCAUUUCCAGAGUCAAACUGUCCCUUGGAGAGACCUGCUGCAGUGCCACCACCUUGUGGAGCAAAUGGAAAUACAGGUGGACAGUAUCAUGAUCAGACACUACCUGUCGACUUAAGUAGUGGUGCUGUUAGGGGCCAUGGAAGUGGCAGUUUCCAGGGAACUUCUGCAUUUGAUCCCUGCUGUCCCGGGGCUUCCUCACGUACUGCAGUUUACGGAGCACAAGCGACUGCUGGAACAAGCCAGCCCGUGGCUGUCGAGGGAUAUGGACCUGGGAUGGUAGGGCAAGCUCAACGUCAACCACAGCCCCAGCUCACAUCCUGCCGGCAUUUUAUGCAUCCUACCUAUGCCCCAAUACCAAGACCACUUCACCACCAAUCUACGACGUGCCCACACGCCCACGGAAACCCUCCCUCUGUGCCGCAACCUCCUCCUCAACCAGAAUACGCUAUUCCCCACCCAGUGCACCCUUUCCACCCACAGAUUCCCUCACAUCCGUCAAGCCACAAUGUACAGCCUGCUCCACCCCCUCCACCACCUCCACACCACCUUCCUGCAACAGCAGCAGCACUGCAGCACCACAUCCCUCCUCCGGCACCUUCCUCUCAGAGACUGCAUCAUCACGACGUGCUUCAGAGAUUGGAAGCACAACGAAGAAGAAUGAUGCAACACCCAACUCGAGCACAUGAGCGCCCCCCACCUCAUCCGCAUCGUAUGCACCCCAAUUAUGGUCACGGACAUCAUAUUCACGUUCCUCAGACUAUGUCUUCACAUCCUCGACAGCCGCCAGAGAGGACUGCCUGGGAUCUGGGCAUUGAGCCAGGAGUGACUGCAGCACCAUAUCCACCAGGUCACCUUCACCCUCACAUGGCUCAUUACCAUCCAUCUCAACCUCCUCGACUGCACCAUUUCCCAAUUGGAGCCCUCCCUUUUAUGGCUAUGCCUCCAGACAUGGCAGGCUACCCUCACAUCCGUUAUAUUUCCUCAAGGCUGGAGGGAAGGUUUCCAGGCCUCAGGGCCACUUACGAGGAUUUGCUGCAUUUAGAAGAACGACUGGGUAAUGUUAAUCGCGGUGCCUCACAGGGUACUAUUGAGAGAUGCACGUACCCACACAAAUAUAAAAAGUUAAACCUCCUUACAAAAGCAUGCCUUUAUGGUAAUAAGGUGAUAACUAAUUUACAGAGGAAACUUCUGCAGUAUAAACAGGAAGGAAAAGAUGGGGCAGAGGAUGACACUGAGGAGAAAUGUACUAUCUGUCUGUCUAUUCUAGAAGAAGGAGAAGAUGUUCGGCGCCUUCCUUGCAUGCACCUCUUUCAUCAAGUGUGUGUGGAUCAAUGGCUGACUACCAACAAGAAAUGCCCCAUCUGCAGGGUAGACAUUGAGGCUCAGCUGUCUGCAGAUAGUUGACAUCUUAUUCUCUAACUCUCAGUACUGCAGUCAACCAAAGAUGGCACGAAUAACCUGCGCAGAUUCAAAAGCAUUGAACCUAGAGUGCGGCUACGCCACAUAGUACAAUUUAUGCUAGGCCUACAGUGAUAUUUCAGUAUAGAGUUUAAAAUUUAAUGUAUUUAUGAAGCUUUCUUUUUUAUGUGGCUUUUUAUGUUUUUUUCCAAGUCAUUUUAUUUUGCAUGGUUCCUUGGAUUGCAUUUCUUUGCACAUAACGGGCUUUAUGUCCUCAGACUUGCAGGCAAGAUUAGCUGCUCUAGUAAGAUAGAAUCAAUGUCAUUUUCAUGAUGCCUUGCUUUACUGGAAUAGAAUAUGUCAUCAGUCACUAACCCUGGACUUUAAUUUAAACAUUUAUAUUAGGUUGUGUAUAUAGAUUGUGAUCUAUUCAUUAAGGAAGGAAUAUCGAGACAUUCCGUGAUUAAGAAAACGGCUGCUGUAUUGUAGAAACUCAUCAUCAGACAGCAAACAAUCAAUGGGAUCUGAUCCCAGCCAAUUGCCAUUGCAAGAAAUAUAUAUCCGAACAAUAUUAACUGCUGUUCUAUGUUUAGGUUUUUUAAAAAAUCCAUCCUUCUUUGGCACAAUGGUAGGUGUAAUUUUUAAAGAAUGUCAAUAUUCAAAACUAAUGGGUUCACAGAUUUUUAUUUCAUCACUUUCUGUCACUGGUUAUAAAUUUUGUUUUCCCUUUUAUUUACAAUUUUUAGCUGUUUGACUGCCAUUAAACAGCUCUAACAAACACUAAUGUUAUCUAAAUUAGCUGUAUUGCGUAUACUUGCACAUCUGAUGAUUUGUAAUGGUGAGCUAGUCAGAUUGUAGAACAAGGUUCUGUAUGAAGUCACCAAUAAGCACGUCUAGGUAAUGUAUUUGAAGGCAGAUUGCAGAUUUAUGGCUGUUAAAGAAUCAGGUGAAGUGUUGGAAUGCAGUACUAAUGGCAGGUAUCCAUGCAUUCACAGAUUUGUAAAGAUCCCUGGAUGCGUUUUCCAGGGGGAACUUAGUUUUCAAGUUAAUAAAGAUUAGUUAACUCCAA
Callorhinchus milii (elephant shark) is the source of this 4127-nucleotide messenger RNA. It is a transcript of the gene rnf111, whose product is annotated as ring finger protein 111. Lineage: Eukaryota; Metazoa; Chordata; Chondrichthyes; Chimaeriformes; Callorhinchidae. Gene Ontology annotation, molecular function: zinc ion binding; ubiquitin protein ligase activity. Gene Ontology annotation, biological process: ubiquitin-dependent protein catabolic process. The transcript is spliced from 14 exons. The coding region runs from base 149 to 3064 and encodes 971 amino acids. The record is from RefSeq and is a predicted model, not a curated record.